Messenger RNA from Anopheles moucheti, 807 nucleotides. Its product is annotated as coiled-coil domain-containing protein 12. Bases 91 to 576 code for a protein of 161 amino acids. Lineage: Eukaryota; Metazoa; Arthropoda; Insecta; Diptera; Culicidae. Gene Ontology annotation, cellular component: U2-type spliceosomal complex; post-mRNA release spliceosomal complex. The transcript has 2 exons. The record is from RefSeq and is a predicted model, not a curated record.
ACAACACGAAAGCAUAAUUUUUGUCUGUGCAUUUGUCCGUGCACAAAGCAUUUCGUUUGUAAUUAAGCGAUUGCUGUAAUAGAUCUUCAAAUGGCAGAAGCGACAGGAAAAUUGGAAGAGGAAGCUCUCAAGCGUAAAAAUCGUUUGCGAGAACUACGAGGAAAGCGAACACAUGAGGAAUAUUACAACAGCAUCAACGAAGAAGGUACAACCGUACCUAAACCUGUGUUUCGAAAUUACAAGCCAGAAACUGAAGAACUUCAAGAACUGAUGCCAAUGGACGAUCACGCCGGGGUUGUCGAAAAGGAGGUUGGUACACAUCUUGAAAUGAUGAAAACUCCGAUCGUUAUUGAAGAGAUCGAUAUUGUUAAUCUUGCCCCUCGGAAACCUGACUGGGAUCUCAAAAGAGAUGUUUCUAAAAAGUUGGAAAAAUUAGAACGUAGAACGCAAAAAGCUAUCGCGGAACUGAUACGUGAGCGGCUAAAGGCCGGUCAAGAGCAGGACAUACUUCAAGCAGUAAAUAUUGCAGCGUCUGCUGCAUCUGUAACACAAGCAACGUAUAAUCCAAAUGAUUAAUAAAAAAAAUCAGCUUUUCCAUAAUUCAGUCAUCAUCAUUGUAUAUUAGGUAAUUCCUCAUCAGAAUUCGAUAUUGAGAUUUUUUUCAACGAACAAUUGGUAAGCAUUCAGUACGAAGAAUGAUAGUUUAUUCUAUUCUAUUGUGAGGUCGUAAGUUUCUUCCAUGACAACUUAAUACGGAUGUUGCUUCAACAGGCUGACUGUUUGUGAUUCGCAGUAUCAAAUCGUUAA